Messenger RNA from Ichthyophthirius multifiliis, 618 nucleotides. RefSeq lists its product as hypothetical. Gene Ontology annotation, molecular function: acetylpyruvate hydrolase activity. The transcript has a single exon. The record is from RefSeq and is a predicted model, not a curated record. Gene Ontology annotation, cellular component: mitochondrion. The annotation marks the transcript as partial. NCBI's taxonomy places the organism in Eukaryota, Ciliophora, Oligohymenophorea, Hymenostomatida.
UCUAUAAUCUAGCCCAAAAAAGGUUAAAAAGUUACUUUUUUUACCUAAAAUGAAGUACAUCAUGAAAUAGAGUUAGGAUUUAUGAUAAACACUGAAUUAUAUAAUAAGGAUAUUACUAAAUCAGGGAAUUGGUAAGAUUAUAUAGCUGGAUAUUUUUUAGCUUUGGAUUUAACUGAUAGAGAUUACUAAUGGUUUUUGAAAAAAAACAGUUUACCUUGGGAUUUAGCAAAAGGAUAAAAUAAUUUUCUUCCUUUAAGUACUUUUGUUUCUAAAACUUAAAUCCGAGAUCCUUAUAGUCUGAUUCUUGAUUUGUAAAUAAAUGGAAAAACUGUCCAAAAAGACUCUACUGGAAAUAUGCAUUUUAAAAUUGAUUAAUAAAUUUCUUUCGCAAUUAAAUUUAUGACUCUUAAUUAAGGAGAUUUAUUCUUAACUGGAACUCCUAGUGGUGUUGGACCUAUCAAAAAUGGAGAUGAAGUAUUUGCCUAGCUUUUAGAUGGUGAUAAAGUUCUUGCUUAAAUUCAUUUUUUUGCAGAAAUUGUUAAAUCUUCUUUAUGACGAAAAAUAUUUUUUAUUCAAAAACUCUAUUUCUUUCUUUUUAUACUUGUUGUGUUAAUUUUU